Messenger RNA from Closterium sp. NIES-65, 1047 nucleotides. The record is from the annotation of a GenBank genome assembly. NCBI's taxonomy places the organism in Eukaryota, Viridiplantae, Streptophyta, Zygnematophyceae, Desmidiales, Closteriaceae.
AUGACACCGUACCAAGAUGUGAUUGAAGCGGGGGAGAAGAACGUGGACUGUCCGUACCGGUCGCGCGGCGCGGGAGAGAAUCUGUACAGAUGCGCCAUGGGUUACGCCGCACUUGCCGGCGUGACUGGCGGGCUGGGGAAGCCGGUUUAUGUGGUUACCAGUGACGUGGAUAGGGCCGAGGACGUUCCGGAAGGCUCGCUAAGAUGGGGUUUAAGUAAUUAUCCUGAGGGUGUGAUUAUACGCUUUAAUAGCUCGAUGCUGAUUAGGUUACAGAAGCGGCUGUUUCUGCAGUCGCACGUGACGAUCGACGGUCGCGGCGCGAAUGUGAUUAUACGCGGAGGCAUGGUUCUGCAGAACAUCACGAAUGUGAUCAUACACAACGUGGCGAUCGGCGAUCAGCGCGGGGAUCACGACGUGGUGCACAUUGCAGGCACGACGCGCGUGUGGGUGGACCACUGCCAGGUGUACAAGGCCAUACGCGGUACAGUGGACGCCGUUUACGGCUCAACGGACAUCACCAUCAGCAAUUCGUAUAUUAGCAACCGCAACCUCACCAUGCUGCUGGGUGCGGAGGACGACGGGGUGUACGACGUGGACAUGCGGGUGACCCUCUACCGCAACUGGUUUGACAAGUCGGGGCAGCGGCAGCCCAAGGCGCGGUGGGGCAAGGUCCACGUGGCCAACAGCCUCUACUCCAAGUGGUCCUAUUACUGCCUCGGCGGCCGUAUGUACGCUGCAAUUCGCUCCGACCGUAAUAUCUUUAUCGCUGGAGACGCGCGAAAAGAACUCACCCCGUGGUUUGGGGAACGCGCCCUUUGGACGGAGGGGUUUGAUACGACUCCCGUGAUCCGGUCGUUUGGGGAUUUGCUGGUCAAUGGAGCGACUUUUACCGAGUUUAACGCGGAUUUGUCGAUUUUCGACCCGCCGUAUCGGCUGCCGAUGCACACUGCGGAUAGAGAGCUUGCGCACUUUAUACGCGUUAAUGCAGGGCCUAGAAACGGGGAUGUUCCUGAGCUGCCGUGCACGCCUCAAACCUGCUUCCAGUGA